Orbicella faveolata is the source of this 1183-nucleotide messenger RNA. RefSeq lists its product as uncharacterized. NCBI's taxonomy places the organism in Eukaryota, Metazoa, Cnidaria, Anthozoa, Scleractinia, Merulinidae. Gene Ontology annotation, molecular function: calcium ion binding; Notch binding. The record is from RefSeq and is a predicted model, not a curated record. Gene Ontology annotation, biological process: Notch signaling pathway.
AUGUCUUUGAGUACCACAGCACAAUCGUAUGAACUUGGUAGCGCCAGUACAGUCGUGAAGAAAUCAACACGAAGAUCACAAUCAACUUAUUACCGCAAGAUCGCGAUCAUCUUGUGGGUAGUUUCAUUUGUCCUACUGAUCAUUUCAGUUGUAUUUAUCACAUUGUAUGUCCUGAAGGUGACGUCUCAAAAAAGUGACGACGAUCAGGCUACAGCAAAGCCUAGUACAGACAUCGACAAAUGCAGUGCCGAUGUUUCGGUUUGUGAUGUCAACGCCGUCUGUCAGAAUACUUUUGGUUCUUACAUUUGCUCCUGUAAAGCUGGAUUUACUGGAGAUGGGAAAAAUUGCACUGAUAUAGACGAGUGCGAGAGCAAUCCUUGUCAUAAUAGUGGUACCUGCACUGACCGUGUAAAUGAAUUUAUCUGCAACUGUCGUGUUGGAUUCCAUGGGAGCCGCUGUGAAACAAGUAUUACAAUCAACUCAGCACUGAUAUCAGACAAUGAGGUAUAUGUCGGUCAUCUAGGCCAGUUCCUUGCACCGGUUGUUGGAGAGCCUUCUCAGUGGGUGCUUUGUUACCGCGCCUCCACUCACGGCUGGGCUGUCAGCACAUUCCACAGCAGAUGUGACGGCAAAAAUAACACGGUUACCAUCAUCAAAAACGGACAGUAUGUGUUUGGAGGAUACACCGACAUUCCUUGGGAAUCUAGUGGUGGAUUCAACUACACUUCCAAGGCGUUCAUCUAUUCUUUACGCAAUAAAGAAGACUUGAGGCCAUUCAAGAGCAUGGUGACUGAUCCAUCCACAGCAAUUUACAGGGACUCGGAUAAUGGUCCAUCUUUUGGUUGGUGUGACAUUUGCAUAGAAAACAAUGCAAACAAUAACACGGAUUCACGCACAAACUUUGGCGACUCCUACUCUACUCCAAGUGGCGUACAAAACGAGCUCACAAUUCUGGCCGGGACCAGGUUAUUCUCACCUGACGACUGGGAGGUAUUCUAUCUUGGUUGACUAAACGUUUGACUCAACCGCACUGUUCAUUGUUGAUUGUAAAUAUGUAACCUUUGACAACUUAUUUUCUGUUUUUCUGUUUUAAAUCUCGAUCCAACAUGACACCAGUUCCAUGUUAAGGUAAACGAGGGGGAAAUAGAUUAAUGCAUAUUGUGAGACGCACAACAUUAUUCUU